Molecule: messenger RNA, 2598 nt
Organism: Diaporthe citri
Lineage: Eukaryota; Fungi; Ascomycota; Sordariomycetes; Diaporthales; Diaporthaceae
Exons: 1
Coding region: 1-2598 (865 amino acids)
Biological process (GO): TORC1 signaling; cellular response to amino acid starvation; negative regulation of TORC1 signaling
Cellular component (GO): GATOR1 complex
Source: RefSeq, a predicted model, not a curated record
AUGACUCUCCCGGCUCUCCCAAAUCCUUCCAACUUUCUUGGAGUGGCCCUGGUCAUCAACAGGAACCGCGAUGGGCCCCGCUUUGUCUUCCACUACCCUCCUCACAUAGUCCCUGUCGAGGACCGGCACACAGAGGGCAGUGAGGACGGCGUCGACGAGGACGACAUCUUGCUGGAACGCGCCGCUGCGCCCAUGGACGGCUCGUCGCCGUAUAACCUGAACGUGUCUGAGAUGCUCCCAUGGGAUCAAGAUGAUCACAUCGUCACCGACAGCGGCACUCAGAUUGUUCCGUGGGAGCAUGUCGCUGGGCUCCCUACCAAGGACUUGGAGAGCAUCUUGACCCCGGCUAGAGCAUAUCACAAGACGUUAUUCCAAAUCUCCUUGGAUCCGCUGUACUUCGUUUCAUAUCCAAUCCACAAACCUGACAAUGGUAUCUGGAAGAAGAAAAGCAAGAAGAGGGAAAACCAGCAGAGGCACAAGAACAGUGAUGCCUCGAAAAGGGACGACGACCAGUUGUCACCACACGAGGACCCCCUGGACAGUGAUCCUGGCGCCAGAAAGGGGGAGGUAGCCGAUGAGGACAACACCGAUGUCAGGGACAGACCGGAAAAGUCGACGGUCGGCGCGGGCAAGCCUCAAGACGAGGCAGAAGACAAGGUCAGCUCCAUGACCAUGUUCAACCUCGUAUUCAUCCUCAACCCCAGGAAGCACGAAGCCAAGGACCUGAUCGAUUCCAUGUACACCAACAUCAUCCGCAAGGUCAACAAGGCCUACAAAUACGUCCAGCAGCGCAGCGACUUCGUGUGGAAGGAGUCUAAGAAGAUCCUGUCCAUGAAAGACAAGGCGCGCGAGGAGAAGCGCAAAAUGAGCGUGUUGUGGGAAGAGAUCCUACAUAAUUCAUCUCUGGCCGCUUCAAUGCAAGACCUAUACGAUGCCAUCUCACGCAACAAGAUCGCCGCGCUUCAGCUUGACACGGGCGAGGCCACUGUCACACACUCGGUGCAGAUCCCCGUUCCCUUCCACAUCCCCGAUCUUCCACCACUGGAACGCGAGGAGGACAGUCGCGGCUUGUGGAUCACAACGGCCAACACUUUUGUCGGAGACAGUGAUGCGUUCGAAGAGCCACAUUAUCUUGAUAAGAACUUUGCAUUGCUUCUGAUGGACGAUGACAAGAAGAUUAUCGCAGAGCUGUCUGCUGACCCUGACGAGACCACACUAUCCAUGAUCGAGUUCGUCCGCCACUCGAAGCCGACCAUGUCUUUUCACCAGGUUGCGCAGCAGACAAACAACAUUCUCACGCUUGGACAGGUGCGAAAAUUCGCACAGCACUUCAUAUUCUGGCGGCGCGCCAUUGCCAUACCUCCUCUGCAUGCAAGGGACGUCUAUUUCCUCAGCCCCAAUGCCGACAUGAAGGCACUGCCAAGGGCAAGCGCAGACUGGGCGAGACAGUUUCCCUUUGCACCGGCCCUGCCUAACUUCCUCGCCGACCUAUCUGCCGCCCCAAGACCAUACAAGUGGUUCUGCCCGUCCAAGAGCUUCCGCCCCAGCUAUCUUCAGAUGUUGGCGUGGCUCAUGCGUGGCGGAUGGGUGGCACAACUCUGCACUUUCGCGUACGUCGUUGUCUGGCCGGAGAUACUGUAUGAGGUGGAGUAUGCCCUCGAGGCGGAGGAGGUCGCCAAGGCGAAAAGGGCACAGGUUGCAGCUGUGGACGACCUGGAGCACGGCUCGCCUGAAAAUGCACCCAGCGCAGCGAGGAACAGGAGAGGCAGCGGAAGGAGCAGUGACAUGAUGGCGGGAAGCGUCGAGAACCUCGCUUCCUCCACCUCUGCCCUUCAACAAACGGCCAGCGUGGCAGGGACUGCCCUGGAGAGGAGCAUCGGUGAUCUCAGCUCCGUCUCCAUCGGGGAUGACGUUCAGCCAUCGCCUCUACCCUCAUCUCCCUCUACGUCCGUAGUCCUCAGGGACGCAUCCGCGCCGGGCUCGGAGGUGCAGUCCCCCACCUCCGCCACGUCCCACGGCCGGCCGCAUUCCCAGCCCACUCUGGCCGAGCAGGUCGCGGAGAAGGCCCGCCUCGAGCGCAUCGCCGACAAGCUGGCCUGGGAGCUCGCCGAGAAGGCAACGGCGCACGCCCGCAAGGCCGUGCCCAGGGCGACGGACCACCCCAGCGUCAACAAGGCCCCGCACCUGGCCCAGCUGAGCCCGCACAUCAUCCUGGACGCCAAGAAGGCCACCGGCAAGGAGUCGCUCUACCUGUCCGCGAUUGCGAGGCGGCUGCGGGAGAGGAAGACCGCGGCCCCACCGCCGUCGAAGGCGAGGAAGGACAAGGCCAAGGCGCAGCCUGGCCUGGGCGAGGGCCCCAAGAGGGUAGCCGUCGGCGCCGGCUCGGCUGCAGGUGGGAAGGAUGGCAAGGCCGGCGGUGAUGGCAAGGGCGUCGACUGGGACGAGAGGGUGGCGAACACGUGGCCGCUCUUCUGCAAGUACUUUAACGGGCGGUGCGCGCUGGAGCGGAUCGCGCUGCAGGAGGAGAUGAAAAGGAAGGACGUGUGGAACUUGUUGACGGCCAUGAGCGAGUACCUGCAGACUGUCAGGCACUGGUAG